This is a messenger RNA of Fraxinus pennsylvanica, 1794 nucleotides long. Lineage: Eukaryota; Viridiplantae; Streptophyta; Magnoliopsida; Lamiales; Oleaceae. The record is from the annotation of a GenBank genome assembly.
AUGGCAUCACUUUCUUCAUCAACUCAUUUUUGUUCAUCAUCAUCAGCUUAUUCAAAUUCUUCGUCUCUUAGGUUUAAUCAUCAUCAUUAUUAUAUCAGCAACUUAGAAUUUUCUGCAAUUUCUCCUAAACAUCUGGGCUCAAAAAAGAUUUCUUUACAAUCUAACAGCCGCCCAUCUUCAAAUGCCAUUCUAAUGCAAGAAGGUGCCGUAGCCAGAACAGCCACCAUAGUUGAAAAUGAACCUCCUACGAAAAAAUUGAAAGAUGGGUUGUUGUCAGCUUCUUCUCCAGAGAAACAUAAAGAGCCAAUUGGAUUUGAUGUAAACAAUGAUAAAUCCACUGUCAGCAUUACAGUUGUUGGGGCCUCUGGUGACCUUGCCAAGAAGAAGAUAUUUCCUGCACUUUUUGCACUUUAUUACGAGGAUUGCCUCCCCGAGCAUUUUUCAAUCUUUGGUUACGCCCGUAGUAAGAUAUCUGAUGCUGAACUAAGAAACAUGGUUAGCAAGACUCUUACUUGCAGAAUUGACAAAAGGGAAAAUUGUGGUGAAAAGAUGGAACAGUUCCUAAAAAGAUGUUUCUACCACUCUGGUCAAUAUGAUUCGAAGGAAAAUUUUGUGGAACUUGAUGAGAAACUGAAGGAACAUGAGGGUGGAAGAGUUUCCAAUCGACUUUUCUACUUAUCGAUCCCACCAAACAUUUUCAUAGAUGCUGUAAGAUGUGCGAGUGUCUCUGCAUCUUCUGUGAAUGGCUGGACGAGGGUCAUUGUGGAGAAACCUUUUGGUCGGGAUUCUGAAUCCUCAGCUGCUUUGACUAGAUCUCUCAAGCAAUACUUGGAGGAAGAUCAAAUUUUCAGGAUAGAUCACUAUCUUGGGAAGGAGCUAGUAGAGAAUCUUUCUGUUCUUCGCUUCUCAAACCUUAUAUUUGAGCCCUUGUGGUCGAGGCAGUAUAUAAGGAAUGUUCAGUUUAUUUUCUCUGAAGAUUUCGGCACUGAAGGAAGAGGAGGUUACUUUGACAAUUACGGGAUAAUAAGAGACAUAAUGCAAAAUCAUCUACUUCAAAUAUUGGCCCUCUUUGCCAUGGAAACACCUGUCAGUUUGGAUGCAGAAGAUAUUAGAAACGAAAAGGUUAAAGUUUUGCGUUCCAUGAGGACUUUAUCUAUGGAUGAUGUGGUAAUUGGACAGUACAAGAGUGACACAAAAGGAGGCAUCACCUACCCAGCAUAUACAGAUGACAAAACCGUACCAAAAGACAGCCUAACUCCAACUUUUGCUGCGGCAGCACUUUUCAUAGACAACGCGAGAUGGGAUGGAGUGCCUUUUCUAAUGAAAGCUGGGAAAGCUUUGCAUGAUAGGAGGGCUGAGAUAAGAGUGCAGUUUAGACAUGUCCCUGGUAAUUUAUACAAUAGGAACUUUGGGACUGAUCUUGACCGAGCGACAAAUGAGCUUGUUAUACGUGUUCAGCCUGAUGAAGCAAUUUAUUUGAAGAUCAACAACAAAGUUCCUGGGCUGGGAAUGAGAUUGGACCGAAGUAAUCUUAAUCUUCUAUACAAAGCAAGAUACUCCAAGGAGAUCCCUGAUGCAUAUGAGAGACUUCUUUUGGAUGCCAUCGAAGGUGAAAGGAGACUUUUCAUCCGAAGUGAUGAAUUGGAUGCUGCUUGGGCAUUAUUUACUCCUCUUUUGAAAGAGCUCGAAGAUAAGAGAUUAAUUCCCGAGUAUUAUCCUUAUGGAAGUCGAGGUCCGGUUGGGGCCCACUAUCUUUCAGCCAAGUACAAUGUCAAGUGGGGGGUCGAUGAAUGA